CAUCACUCACUCUGUUCACUAAACUGAAGUCUGUGUGUACAAUGUUGUUUCAAAAAAGUGUACUUAAUUCCUGAUAUUUUUCGCUGUAUGUGUAGUUAUGCUCUCUUGGAUUAAUUUCCUGUCCAGACCACCUCUGUGUUCUCGCUGUUAUUUUCCAAGUGCGGGGAUUUUAAUAUUAUUCUCUCAGUUGAAAUUGACAGCAGUUGCGCGCGUUGAGCCUAAUGUAAACAUACCCCGAUCGGCAGUCGCAGAUUAAGUGUUUUUUGUUAAUCCACUGAUUCACCUGGAAUCACCGUCAGCGGCUGCCAAAGGCUUCAAAGUGUGUUAGAGUCCGUGGGAAAUGUUUCGGUCUAUUGUUUAGGCCCUGAACUGAAGUUAACCCGUUUAUUUGAGUCUGCCAGAGUGUGUCUGGUUUAUCCCGAGGCCUCAGAUCUGUGGAUGAGGAAGUGAACGGACCGAGCUCACCCAGGUCAUUAAAUGCUCUUUAUUUUGUGUCGGUUUUAUCAUAUGCAUGCUUGAUAAAGACAUCGUAUCCGUUUAUGUCUGUCACGAAUCGGUUUAUUUGCUUGUAAAGCGGGAAGUGUCUCUUUAGCAUGUUAGCACGAUGCUCAUUUUGGCCUACAGUGUCAGGCGGCUAACUGAAAAUUAGGAUUUUAACCUGAAAACUGAUAUGAAUGAUUGAUUCAAGGUGCCAUGGAAAAUGCAUGUGUUUAUGGUCUUAAUUAUGUGUUAACAUCUAAACACAGUGGCUGAAUUGAAUUGGCAGUACUUUUGACAGGAGAAAGGAUCCCAUUUCAUGGGAGAAUCCUCUGUCCUUUGCUCCUGGGUGAAUCGGUGAUCUGUCAAAAUGGAUGAGCAAGAGGCCCUGAAUUCCAUAAUGCAGGACCUGGUGGUAUUGCACCGAUCCAGCCGACCAUCCGGUCUGUCUGACCUGGGGAAACCCAAGGCCUCCUCCCCCAAGAACCAGAAUGAUGUAAGGGUGAAGUUUGAGUACAGAGGAGAGAAGAGGAUCCUACAGUUCCCACGACCUGUCAGUCUGGAAGAUCUGAGCACCAAAGCUAAAGUAGCCUUUGGGCAAAUCAUGGAACUGCAUUACACCAAUAAUGAGCUUGUGAUUCCGUUGAGUACUCAGGAUGAUCUGGAUAAAGCCGUGGAACUGCUGGAUCGCUCCGUGCACAUGAAAAGCCUGAAAAUCCUACUGGUGCUCCCCUCCUGCACUCAGAACUCCAGUAAGGACCUGAUGCCUACUCAUGAGAACUUGGACAACAAAGACUUCAGAGCUCCAGAUAAAAAGAGCAUGCUGGCACUCAUAGGUUCACAUUCAACAGAUCGCAGUUCUCCUCCUCCAGGCUAUAUUCCUGACGUCUUGCAGCAGGUGGCCAGAAAUGGCUCAUUCACCAGCAUCAAUAGUGAGGGCGAGUUCAUACCAGAGAGCAUGGACCAGAUGCUGGACCCUUUAUCAAUGAGCAGUCCUGAGAAUUCCGCAUCAGGCAGCUGUCCUUCCCUAGACAGUCCACUCGAUAGUGAUAACUAUCCCAAAUCACGUAUGCCACGUGCCCUGAGCUACCCGGAUAACCAUCAGGAGUUCCCUGAGUACGAUAUUCCAGUGUUUGAGAAAACUGGGAAGGGAGGCACUUACCCGAGGCGAUAUCACAUCUCGUUUGGUCUGCAGGACUACAGCGAUGGGCGGAAGACGUUUCCCAGGGCACGACGGACACAGGCUCAUGGUUUUCGUUCUCCGGUGAGUUUUAGUCCGACAGAACAGCAGAGCCCCAGCACCAGCAGUGGAAGCAGUAUCUUUACGCCUGAGCUAGAGGAACCUGGACGCAGACGACGCGGCAGCGAUAUAGAGCACAGCCCCAACCCCACUCUAUCAGUGAUGGACAUCAGCCCUCCCAGCCGCUCUCCUCGGGCUCCAACAAACUGGCGUUUGGGGAAACAUUUGGGGCAAGGAGCAUUCGGACGAGUGUUUCUCUGCUACGAUGCAGACACUGGCCGAGAGCUCGCCGUUAAACAGGUCCAGUUUGACCCGGAUAGCCCUGAGACAAGCAAGGAGGUGAGUGCCCUGGAGUGUGAGAUCCAACUACUGAAGAAUCUCUUCCAUGAACGCAUCGUUCAGUACUACGGUUGCUUGCGGGACACACAUGAAAGAACGCUCUCUAUCUUCAUGGAGUACAUGCCUGGGGGCUCCAUUAAAGACCAGCUGAAGUCAUACGGUGCUCUAACGGAGAACGUCACACGGAAAUACACACGGCAGAUAUUGGAAGGCGUGUGCUACCUGCAUAGUAACAUGAUCGUCCACAGAGACAUCAAAGGUGCCAAUAUCCUCCGAGACUCUGCAGGUAACGUGAAGCUGGGUGACUUUGGAGCGAGUCGGCGGCUUCAGACCAUUUGCCUCUCUGGAACGGGCAUCAAGUCUGUGACUGGAACACCCUACUGGAUGAGCCCUGAGGUCAUUAGUGGAGAGGGCUACGGAAGGAAAGCUGACAUCUGGAGCAUCGGCUGCACCGUGGUGGAGAUGCUGACUCAGCGGCCGCCCUGGGCAGAGUACGAAGCAAUGGCAGCCAUUUUUAAAAUCGCCACACAGCCCACCAACCCCACUCUUCCACCUCAUGUGUCAGACCACUGCCGCGAUUUCCUUAAAAGGAUUUUUGUGGAGACAAAACAGCGACCUGCUGCUGAGGACCUAUUACGGCACACUUUUGUCUACUAGACACUCCCCCUUCUAUCUCUGACCAAUCAGAGACUUCCUUAAGUGUCUGUAGGAUCAUCCACUUUUGAGACUCUUCCCAGCAGGCUUCAGCGCCACCACUGGACAAGAGCGCAUUGGGGUGACAAACAAGGCGGCAACGUCCUAAAUCUCAGUGAUUUGGAGAAGCUUGAUUCUGUAUGAAAACAUUGCACCUUAAUUUCACUCAGGGGUAAGUACCCCUAAAGACAUAUGGAUAACGGUACCGUGAAAGACUAAAGGUUUUCUUUUAUGUGUUUGAAAUAUUCUGAUAUUCCCCUUGAUUGUCGAGAGAGAGCCUUAGCUCUGGGGAGUCCAGUUGAGUUCUGGAUGCACUGUGUUAAUGCAGGAAGAUAUUGGAAUGUCAACGCCAGAACAAGGCAAGUACGCCAAUAAGCUGCUAACGGUUAAAUGGGAAAAAAUGAAACGAAAAAGAAGAGAUGACAGGAUGCGUGGGACUCUCCAGCACAGCUGUCAUGGCACUUCUAUAAGUUCUCGUUUUCUUGCACAGUCCUCGUAGAACAUACACACUUGUACAGUGGGGUCCAACAGUCUGAGACCACAUUGAAAAGUAUGUGAUUAAACAGGAAUAAACCUGGAUAUAAACUAUGUUUUGGGGUUUUGUACAUUUUAAAACAGUAAAAUGAAGAAGAAAUAUUUAAGAUUCUGCACCAUUUCUAGCUCACUAAUCAAAUGUAAGCAAAUUUGUGACAUUGACCUUUAAGUUCAGAAGUUCAGAUUUCCUUGCUUCCAUUUGAGGCACACAAGAUUUGACCAAAUCCUAAUAACAGCUGUUAUACUGAUAAUACAAUUUGUAAUGAAACAGAUUGUAUUCAAUUAGGAAAGAGUGCAAAAUAGAAUCAUUUUCAUAGUAGUCUCAUACAUUUGGAUCCUACUGUACAAACACUGAUCAAAGGUCUUACUAUAGAAUAUUUAUUUACUAUGCUGUACAAACAUUACGUUUGCUGGACUUUUCCAUCACCACCUGAUUGCGCCACAUACCAGAGUGCACUCACUCUCUAGCUCUAGAAUCGUCAGGGUCUGUCGUACCUCUGUUCUUUUCUACCGCCUGAUACGUUUCUGUCUUUACUGUGUGCCUUUUUCAAAAAACAAAAAAACAACAAAAAAAACAACAAUAACAAAGCCCUUCCGUGUUUUUCUAUUCUGCUCUGUCAUCAGUAUCCGCUCACUUUUCUAGAAUUCAAGUCUUUCUGACUUUAGCCUGUACAGGAAUUAGGAACACUCAGCUCUUCAUACGGUUUCUAGAUUAGCAUAAGCAGCUCUACUCUGCCUUCUUUCCACUCAGUCCCACUGCUGGUAAACUGACCUCAGGUCAGAUUCACCUGUGCAUUCUUUCAACACAGUGCCGUACACUUCAAUCUGAUCAAAUGCAGGUUGAAUAUAGACAUGCACUCACCAAAGCGAAAAACCCAGAUCACACAGACAAGGUUUAGUGCCUGGACAGAACUGCCCUACAAAGCCAAAACGCAGUAACUAUGCUAACAAUGAGACUAAAAAAAAUGGCUUCAAAAUGUAAAAUGGUCUCACUCCAUUUUUUCUGAAACUGAGCAAAUUUGAGCCAAAGCUGUCUGUUGUCUAAGAGCCGUAGCUCAUAGGAUAACUUAUAAAUGGCCAUAAGAGGGGGAACAGAAUUGAGAAAGGACCUUUAGCCGGGACUCAUACUCAGGUAGCCGGUGUUGCUACCACACCUUAUGUCGAAGAACUGCACAUGAACAUGACUCUUAACAUGGUCAAAGCUCAGUUUUAGCUAAAUUUGUAGUUACUGCUUUUUGCCUAUGCAGGACAGAGUAGAUCAUCAUAUUUAAGUAAGGAUCGCUCAAUUCUAGAAUAAAUCAAGAUCAUAGAGCGAUAGAUUGGACUGUAGACUUUGAUUGCUCUCUAUAUGGGAACAUGAAAAGUAAAAUGUCACUGUAAGUGCACUUUUUGUGAAGUCUACAAAAUCUGGAGCUUUCUAGAAGUCUUGUAAGAUUCCUACUGAUGUUCCAAUUCAUUAGUUGAAGUCGCAGCGUUCUCGUCAGAGGUUCACACUCUAAUGUAUUUCAAUAGAAUUAAGCAUAUGCAGAAUUUCACAAAACAUAACGAUACUCUGUACUUGACCGUACUUAACGGUUUGCCUAUAAAUGAAACCUCACUAUCUCACAAUGCCUUGGGACAGGACGUUUCACCAGUUCACACACUAGAUUACACGCACUCCUUGCUGCAGUGCGCACACUCCAUGAUAUUUGAGUGAGCUGUCUUUCACAUUGCAGUUUAAGAUACAUUCAAAGAUCUCAUUGUCUGUCCUCCAUGUAGUGCUGUAGUGCCUGCCUUGAGACGUAGGUGAAUACGUAUCUUUUGGCGUUACCUUUUUUCUUUCCCAUAAGCCAGGGGGUUAAUUAUUUAUAUUCAUCUGUUUUGUUUUAUUGCUAAUUUUCUCAUGCACUGCCAUUCUUAAUUAGAAAGUUAUUCAUUUUACCCCCUUAAAUAAAGAAGAUGGUAUGGUACUUGUUGUAUACGUCCCCAUAAGCAUAUGUUAUGAUGUCACAGACAUUUCAAAUUCAAUCCAAGCAGGAAAUUAAUAUGUUGCUUGCUUGUUGCCAUAGUUACCUAACUAUAUUAAAACAAAGCUCAAUGUUGUAAGGGUGAAUCUCAUAAAAACUAUUCAGGUCAACACCAUUUUUAGAACUAUUAGGAUUUUUUGCCUCGUGACGUUAUUUUCACUACAAUUAAACACAUGAAUUGUGCACAUUAACCCCCCCCCCACCCAUUCUUGAUAGCUUACUGUAAUGUAGUCAUAUUUUUGUUAAUACAGUGCAAUAUCUGACAUUGUGAUUAUGUCUGCUUAAAACUACUCAAACACACAUUACUCCCGUAAAUUUUCGGCGUAAAUUAGCAAACCAUUGUUAGAGAAAUGGUGGACGGCAACAGUUGCUAAGAUACUAUUGGUCAGAAACACUUAAGGCGUGGCUUAGCGAAGGGACAAUUUAUCAUUCCCCCUGACCGAAUGUAAAUACCAUCACAAGGAAUUUUCAAAUUUAAGCUUGCGGUACCACCUUUGUUUUUAUGUCACACUCAGCAGGAGGCAGUUGUUACAACUCCAGCUGUACAGGCAACUAAACCGACAGCUGUUCAAUGACAGCUGGACAAAGUACAGCAGAAUGCAGGUAUCUCAAGACAUGUUGUUUUAAAGUUUUAUGUAAUAUUUUAUAUUUAACCUGAAAUAGCUUUCUAAAAAUGUGCCAUUUAUGACUAAAGAUGCUGAAAACCAAUGAAACGCAACACAACCACUGUGACAUACUCAAAGUGUCCAUGUGAUGCCAAUAUACGGUUGCUUAUAGGUGCACUCAGUAACUUUUUGCUUGUCAUCUUGGACUUACAGUGACACCUAGUGGUUUGGAUGCAGCAGUGGUGUGGAUGCAGCAUUUGAUUCAAAAGCAAUCGUUUUCAGUCACAGAUGUCCUUAUAGAAAAUCACUCUUCACAAUCAGCCAUGAUUAAUGUAAUCCAAGAGUACAUGUCCAAUAACAAGCCGGUUACUGAGAUUAAGCGAGUAGUAUUCAGCUGGUCAUGUGAUUCAAACAUGGCAGCCCCCAUGUGGGCUCCCCUGCCUCAUGUAGAGUAAAACAGCUUUUAUAAGGUUACUGACAUGACUAGAGACCUCAUCUCAUGUGAUUACAGUUGAAUGAAAAUUACAGUUAAUUUCAAGUUAAAAAGUUACAGUUAAAAAAAAAGAUAUAUAUUUUUAAUGAGGAGAAAUUACUAAGUGCACCUUUAAUUGUCUUGAAAAUGUCACAGUGCAAAAAGUGUUUAGUGGUCCUUAAAAAUACACUUAUAUAUAUUAAAUAUGACCAAGACCAUUUUUUGUGAGAUUUGCAUUACAACGAUGUCACUAUUGCAGCAUAAACUACCCCAAGACAGUAGAAUGUGGUCACAUGAGUAAAAUUACUUUUGCUGUUGGUAGGGGUAACUAUAGCAACGUCACGAUUAAACUGCAUCAUCACAUAUGCUACUAACCUAUCAGAUGGUAUAAUUGCACUCCAAGCAAACGUUUACAGUUUUGUUUACUGAUGGUGACUAAAAAAAGUCUACCUCCAUAUUGUGUUGUUAAUUUGGAAUGAUUUCAUGGGAUAUGGAAGACCCACUCACAAGUAGUAGACCUAUUGUAUUAUCAGUCGUCUUUCCAAGUCACCUUCAAGUCGUGACGUCACUUUCUUGACUUGGCCUACAGUCAUUUAAACAUGGGCAGCCCCACUUUGUAAGCCCAUUCCAGCUCUUUCUUUAAUGUCUUUAUUUUAUGUUGCCGUGUGAUGCUGACCCGCUCUUGCCAACCCUGGGUUGCAUUGGCAGUAUUUGAAGGAGUUUCUCAGCACCCAGUGUAAUGAGCUAAAUUUCUGGUCCGUAGAGGUUUUAAAGUGCCAGUUCGUAGAAUGAAAAGCAUUACCCGUUCAGAUGGUGAACAAACAUAUUUUGUGUGUUUGAAAAUGUAUGUACUGUUUUGAUUUUCUUUUGAUGCUGAAAUGUUUGCACAUUUUGAGACCAUGAUUUUUACACUGAUUUUAGUACUUGUCCGUCAUUCUGUUUGUUUGGACGUGCGAUGUUCUUGCGUGAGGAUCCGAGAUAAAAUGGUUGCCCUGGUUACCAGCUUUGUUGGCCAAGUUGGUCACGUGGGCACUCACUGAUAUAAAUUCUGCUUUCGUUUGUCAGGUCUAUUUGUGGUAAAUGUUUUGCUGGUUGUAGACCGUGCCAUUGCCAUGCCAGCUUUUACAUUAUAUUGGUAGGUGCACAGUCAAACAGACUAGUGAAAUGAACAUUUAAAAGAUGACCGGUUUUAUAAAUUCUGAUUAUAAUAUCUAGAGCCAGACAUCCUAUUGCUGGCUGGUGCCAAAGAAUCUGACUUGAUCAACAUAACUGGUACCCCGGCUAGAGGAUGUCAUAAUGUGUGAAUUGGAAAACUUCCUAUAUGAAUGUAAUGUCAGAUUAUAAUUAUUUCUUUUUUGGCACCACUAGGUGUCAUCAUAACUGCUUGCCUGUAUAUACAGAACAUUCUAGGACCUUUCCAAUGUAACAGAGCUCUGUAGCUGCAAAAUUCACCAUGUUUAAUGUGUGAAUGUCACAUCUUUUGAUAAGUUCUCCCUAAGCUCAACAAACAGGUUGAAUUUGUCAGUGAAGCCCAACACACCACUGCUGCCACUCCAGGGUUAUGAAUGCACUUUGUAUUUGUGUGGGUGAGUAUAUUGUCUGAUAUAAUUGAGUGUGUCUGUUUGUCUGUGUUUCAAGCAAAGAGACUUCUUUUCUGUAUGAUGAUUGAGAGUAUUGCCAGCGCACUCUGGCCAAAACGCCUUGCGCCUCAUGUAACCGAUGACAGAAAAGUAAAAGAAAAGACAAAAACAAAAGAAGUUUAUGACUCUGAAAUGAAUUGUAUGUUUUUAUUAGACAGUCCACUUAUCUGGUACCGAACUUGUAUCUGUUGUUUGUCCACUUUGUCUAUUGUAUAAGAAAAGCCAUGUUUAUAAUUGAAUUUGGUUUGUGACCAAUAAGCCUGUUUAUAUCAAAACUGUAUAUCAGUGGUAUGCAUAUUUUUUUUAUAUAUAUAAAUAUAUUUUUAUUUUUUCUCUUUUUUUUUUUAAACUCCAAAUUCUACGCAUGAGUGGCAUCUGAAAGGCCCAUUGAGGUAGUACUGAUUUGACAAUGUGCAGGAGGACAUCAUGAGUUUGCCUAUGACGGCUGGCGCUUUGAAAGUGUUGCUAAU
Molecule: messenger RNA, 8476 nt
Organism: Xyrauchen texanus (razorback sucker)
Lineage: Eukaryota; Metazoa; Chordata; Actinopteri; Cypriniformes; Catostomidae
Product: mitogen-activated protein kinase kinase kinase 2-like
Exons: 17
Coding region: 848-2713 (621 amino acids)
Biological process (GO): protein phosphorylation
Molecular function (GO): protein kinase activity; ATP binding; protein binding
Source: RefSeq, a predicted model, not a curated record